Molecule: messenger RNA, 4734 nt
Organism: Misgurnus anguillicaudatus (oriental weatherfish)
Lineage: Eukaryota; Metazoa; Chordata; Actinopteri; Cypriniformes; Cobitidae
Gene: stard8
Product: StAR related lipid transfer domain containing 8
Biological process (GO): signal transduction; actin cytoskeleton organization; regulation of Rho protein signal transduction
Molecular function (GO): GTPase activator activity; lipid binding
Source: RefSeq, a predicted model, not a curated record
GACUUCAUAUCCCGUGAUGCUUAGCGGUUAGAAUGGUUGCAGGGCAGCGUCUACGGAAAGUCUUUUAAUUAGAACUUAAAAAGAAAUGAAACACUGACGCUACCGGCUAGUAAAGAAGAAUGAAUAACGACUGGUAUAUCUCGGAGCUAGACUUUCUAACAGUUAAAGAGUAUCAAGGAGUAAAAAUCCGGGGUUAAAAGUCGAGUCCAGAAGUCAGAGAGCGCUGGCCAAGACGAGUUUGGGAAUGGAUAAAAGCGGCAAUGGCCAACAGGCGAGAUGUUUAACCACACAAUUCAGAGAAUCUACAUACAAAGCUUUAACUUUACUUCGGAGGAAGACGAAACAGCGUCAGAUAGCGGAGCUGGAGGCCAAAGAGGCUUGUGAUUGGCUCAGAGCAGCAGGGUUUCCUCAGUAUGCUCAGUUCUAUGAAGCGUCUCUGUUCCCCAUCGAGAUCUCCGCUGUGAGGAGAGACCAUGAGUUUCUGGAUCAUGAUUCUCUCAAGGCAUUAUGCAGGAGGCUAAUGACCCUGAACAAAUGUGCAGCGAUGAGCUUGGCGGUUCAUUUCCAGUGUAAACAGCAAAGUGAGGAUUCUGAAGAGGAUGAUGCGUGUGCUCUGAGUUCGCGUUGGGCAUUUCAGCGUGAGAGUAAAACAUGGUCUCGUCUCCGCACCCUUUCACCCAACCCUGUCAUUCCUGGCAGCAGGACCGCAACCUUACGACCUUCAGGAAGUAGUGAUAGUGUGCUGAGUGACAAUAGUCUCCUAGACGUCACCUCGCUGACCUCUGACCUUAGCGCUAGCAGCUUGAGUUUGGAGAGUACCCGGGAAACAACUUCUCCAGAUGUCGCAACCUUCAGUGAGGUCGGAGUAAGAGAAGACUUAUCGCCGGUUUGUGUCUCAACCAGCCAAGAUGAAAAUGAUGAAGCUGGAUCCUCAUCUUCGUUGCUGUCCAUAACAAAGAAGCCUAAGCGCCCAUCUAGAACGUUCUUAAGGAGGAGAGAGUCCGUAAAGAAAAGGGAUCGUGAGAAAACGACGGCACCUAAAAGCGGUUCAACGGUAGCUCGGCAUCAGCCCCCCGCGGAUCUGCGCUGCACAUCAGAUACAAGUUUGCCUGGAAAAACCACAAGCAUGUGCAGAACCAGCAAAGACGUUGCAUGGAAGUCACAUACGAUAUGCCGCAGUAAUAUUAGUCAGCAAGUUUCUCUGCCUCUUCACAAGCCUCGCAGAGGAUGCCUUUACCUAGAGGACUACCAAUUAACUUGGGAGAUGCCCAAGUUAACCAAUCAAAAGUGUCAGCAGAGGAAAGAGGAUCGUGUGGUCCACCUCCCCUUUGACCACAAGCCUGGAACGUUUCCAAAGUCUCUGUCAAUAGAGAGUAUCUAUCCAGUCUCCAACUCCCAAAGUCCUGAUCAUAUUGACUGGGCAGAAGAUGGAGAUCUUUCAUUGGACGGGAGCGUUAGUCGCAGUGGGUCACAGGACUUUCUAUCCUCUGGUUUUGCGAAAAGAAGGAAUUCCGUGAGCUCCAUCGGAAGCAUAUACGACAACGUUCCGGAGGCAACGGGCAGACAGUGUAACACGUUCGACCCUGGAAAAGACAAAACCUUCGAGCAUCUAGACGACAUUUUAAAGCAUGUGCAUGGGCUGCAGCACAACAUUGAUGAAUGGUCUCGCUCGCUCGGUAUUCAGCCACCAGACCAAUCCAACGAGUCAGAAUCCACAGCAGACACAACACUACCCAACAGUUUGAUCAACUCGCUUAACUUUGAUGAGCGUUCAAUGUCAGAUGUUGGGACGACAGCAAGUGAUUACGAUAGUGCGGGAAACUCUAUGAAUGAGGGAGAAGGAGAAAUGAGAGAGAGGCGGGACUCUGGAGUGGGAGCAUCGCUUACUAGGCCCAGCAGAAAGUUGCGUUGGCACAGUUUCCAGAACUCUCAUCGUCCCAGCGUGACCUCCGCAUCUUUAGAAAUCAACCGGCAGUCGGCUGCUCAACUCAACCUGCUGCAGAAGUUCAGUCUUUUACGGCUGACCGCCAUUCUGGAGAAACACACCGACACAGGCAAACACGGCUGGAACUGGGUGGUCCCGAAGUUUAUGAAGCGUUCCAAAGUUCCAGCUUACAAAGACAAACAUGUAUUUGGAGUUCCACCCAUUGUAAAUGUCCAGCGAACCGGUCAGCCCCUCCCACAGAGCAUACAGCAGGCUAUGAGAUACCUGCGCAGCCAGUGUCUAGAGAAGGUGGGGAUAUUCCGGAAAUCCGGCGUUAAAUCCCGCAUCCAGGCCCUCAGGCAGCUCAACGAGAAUUCCCCCGAUCAUGUGACCUACCAGGGCCAAUCAGCUUAUGAUGUGGCUGACCUGAUUAAACAGUACUUUAGGGAUCUGCCCGAACCUGUGCUCACCUCCAAACUUACAGACACCUUUUUGCAUAUAUACCAAUUCGUUCCAGCUGAACAGCGUUUACAGGCCGUCCAGGCAGCUGUAAUCUUGUUGCCUGAUGAGAACAGAGAGGUCCUACAGACGUUGCUCUAUUUCCUCAGUGACAUUGCAUCCGCGCAGGAAAACCAGAUGACUGCAGACAGUCUGGCCGUCUGUCUCGCUCCUUCCAUACUGCACCUGAACUCCUCCAAGAAAGAUGGAGCUUCACCAAGGCUUAUGAGCAGAAAGGGGGUAGCCAAGCCAGACCACAAGGACCUGAGUGAAAACAUGGCAGCCACACAGUGCCUUAGUCACAUGAUCACAGAAUGCAAAAAGCUAUUUCAGAUCCCUCAUGAAAUGAUGCUGCAGUCCAGGAAUUCUUAUGUGGCUGCUGACGCCCAGCCGCUGCCUCUGCAUGGCCUUGGAGUCAAUGCCCUGGGUGAGCCGGUGGAUUACAGGGGGUAUCUGGAAGACAAUAUUCAGUGUCUUCUCAGAGAGACAUCCGAGCGGAGUAAGGGCUGGCAUCACGCUCACGGACCCGAUAACACUGAACUGGCUUAUAAAAAGGUUGGCGAUGGGCAUCCGAUGCGUCUCUGGCGAGUUUCGGUGGAGAUGGAGGCUCCACCUGCCGUGGUGCUGCAGCGCGUUCUGCGAGAGCGCCACUUAUGGGAUGAAGAUCUUCUGCAUAGUCGAGUCAUAGAGACUUUGGAAAACAACACAGAGGUCUUCCAUUACAUCACAGACAGCAUGGCCCCUCAUCCUCGCAGGAACUUUAUAGUGCUCAGACGUUGGUGUAGUGAUCUUCCGAAGGGGGUGUGCAUUCUCGUGUCCUCCUCUGUUGACCAUGAUAAUGUGCAGGUGGAGGCAGGGUUACGGGCCGUUCUUCUGACAUCACGCAUCCUUAUCGAGCCAUGCGGAAUGGGGCGGUCCCGACUUACACACUACUGCAGGGCCGAUAUACGGGGACGCUCACCUGAUUGGUAUAACAAAGUAUUCGGUCACCUUUGUGCAAUGGAGGUUGCCAGAAUACGAAGCUCGUUCCCUGUUUUGUUGGCACAUGGACCAGAGACAAAACUUUGAAUGGGGACUCACCAGGAAUCUGAGACCAAUCGGUCUUAUUCUUGAAUUGCGGAUGAAUGUGAGAGAAAUAAAAGCGAGAGAAUUAUGGAGGUAUUCAGUUAUGAUGAAAGUGUAAGUGUGAGAAACUCAAAGGGUGGACAAGAAUGUUAAUAGCUAGUAUUUAAACUGCUUAUUAAAUGAAAUGAAAAGAAUGUUAUAUUGAAUAGUACAGUUGGACGAUGUAGUUAACAACCCCAUUGUGAUUUAAAAGCCAUGGACGAUCAAUGUGAAAAAGCUCAAACUCGUGAUUUGUGUGUCGAAUCUUAUAUAUGUGAGUUUUGUGUUUGUGUCUGUUUAUUGUCUUUAUGUGGAAAAACUGUUACACCUUCAUAUUUUUUUUGUCUAAAAUACUCUGGUGUGAUCUGUCGGACACCCCAUUUGUUCUCAGGGUCAACGUAAACCGAGUUGUUUGUUUUUGACUGGUACAGGAUUUGUCACGUGGCGCUAACAGAGGCCAACCCUUUUCCCACCAUAUUCUGUUGAUGCGGUUGUGCUGCUGGCCAAAUCUGACAUUUUCUCAGCUGAUCUGAGAGAUAUGUGAUAAUGUGAUAAUCAUUAGAUUUUUGUAUGCAAGCCAAAUUGAAUCAUUGAUGAUAUUUUGUAUUUGUGACCUCAGACUAUCUUUUCUACUACCACCUUUUAAUUUAUUUGUGUCACUGUGAACUUCAUUUGUGAAGUUUUUGUAUCUUAACAUCUGCAUGGAAUCCAUGGGAAUGAGCUUUCAUUCGCUUUGUAAAUAUGAUUUACCCUAAAGAAAAACUUUUUAGAUAUAAUUAGAUUCAUCGCUUUCUAAUUGUUCUUCUGUUGUUAUUGGAAAUGGUUUGCGUCCUAACUGCCUAAAGUGCCUUUAAGCAACUAAAAAGAAAUUUUAUGUGUGUGUGUGUUUGUCUGUCUUAAAAUGAAUUAGUGCGGUCUCAUAAGGGCAUUAUGUAAUAUCAGUGUUUUAUUUAUUUAAAAGUAUAACUGCAUGUACAGUAUCCUAAAUGUUUUUAGCAUCCUGCCUCGUUUUGUAAAGCGGGAAAGAUCCGUCCUUGAUUCAGUACUGCACAGGACUCUUUCUAAUGUACAGGACCCUUGUACAUUUAUCCCUUAUCUUUAUUUUGUUAAAUAUUAAAUCUUAUCUUUUGUUAAAGAAACCUCUGUGUAAAACACAAGUAUUUGAGACAGAUUCAUCUGAAACUACCAAAUAAAUGGUCUUUAACAUU